CACCGAGCGCCUCUCCUCUCCACAACCACUUCUCGCCUCUCAUCUCCUCUGGCAUCAUGACCAACGAGUCCCCGGAGGAGGACCGAGGCUUCCCGCGGAGGAGCCGAGCCGCGGAGGACAACGUGACCAUCCUGACUUCCUCCAUGGACUUCCCCCGGCGCAGCAGCGGCAGCCGGAGCCGGGCCAGCACCGCUCAGGACACGGCCUCCACCCUCAGCUCCUCCCUGGAACUCAGCAUCCAAACGCGCAUCUUCAAAAUCAUCGUCAUCGGAGACUCUAACGUGGGGAAGACGUGUCUGACCUUCCGAUUCACUGGAGGAAACUUCCCCGAUAAAACCGAGGCGACCAUCGGCGUGGAUUUCAGGGAGAAGGCGGUGGAGAUCGAAGGAGAGACAAUAAAGGUGCAGGUGUGGGACACAGCAGGACAGGAGCGCUUCAGAAAGUCCAUGGUGGAGCAUUACUACAGAAACGUCCAUGCUGUGGUCUUUGUCUAUGACGUCACCAAGAUGGCCUCCUUCCGCAACCUCCAGACCUGGAUCGAGGAGUGUAAUGGCCACAGAGUCUCUGCCUCUGUGCCUCGAGUUCUGGUGGGAAACAAGUGUGACCUCAUCGAUCAAAUACAGGUUCCUUCCAACAUGGCGCUGAAGUUUGCAGACUCCCACAACAUGCUCCUGUUCGAGACCUCGGCCAAAGACCCCAAAGAAAGUCAGAAUGUGGACUCCAUCUUUAUGUCUCUGGCCUGUCGCCUCAAGACCCAAAAGUCUCUGCUGUACCGGGACGUGGACCGAGAGGAGGGCCGCGUGGAGCUGACCCAGCAGACUGAGGGCAAGAGCAACUGCCCCUGCUAGGACCAAGAUGGAGGACACACAGGGAGAGGGGAGGGAGUAGAGGCCAGAGCAACUGCCCCUGCUAGAGCCAAGAUGGAGGAU
Molecule: messenger RNA, 929 nt
Organism: Periophthalmus magnuspinnatus
Lineage: Eukaryota; Metazoa; Chordata; Actinopteri; Gobiiformes; Gobiidae
Gene: rab33a
Product: RAB33A, member RAS oncogene family
Exons: 4
Coding region: 57-848 (263 amino acids)
Biological process (GO): Rab protein signal transduction
Cellular component (GO): endosome; Golgi apparatus
Molecular function (GO): GTP binding; GTPase activity
Source: RefSeq, a predicted model, not a curated record